GUAUUUCAGAUAAUAUUAACUACCCCCAUUUAAUGUUGUUACCCAAUUUAUAAAAUCGUCUAUUCAAUCAUCAUCAUCAUCAUUUAAUACCACAACGAAAGAUUAAAAUCCUGAAAACCCUAAUUUUUUGAUAGCAGAUGAAAAGUGUCUUUCUAGAAAUUUGCAUAUAUUUUUGAAUGAUUGCUUGUUUUCUGUAUAAAAAACCGGCAAUAAUUAGAGAACCAGCAGAAGAAAUUGGAAGAUGGCUACGGAGGAUACAACGGCGGCGUCCAGCGGUAGAUCUGGCGGCGACGGAGCAUCGGCGGAUUCGUACAUCGGCAGCUUGAUUAGUUUGACUUCGAAGAGUGAGAUCAGAUACGAAGGUAUACUGUACAACAUCAACACUGAGGAGUCCAGCAUCGGCCUACGCAACGUGAGAUCAUUUGGAACAGAAGGACGGAAAAAAGAUGGACCACAAGUCCCUCCUAGCGACAAAAUUUACGAAUACAUACUGUUUAGAGGAACUGAUAUAAAGGAUUUGCUGGUCAAAGCUUCCCCUCCAGUUCAGUCUACACCGCCUGUUAACAAUGAUCCUGCAAUUAUUCAGUCGCAUUAUCUACCUCCGACAGCCCCACCUACAAGCUUGCCUACAGGUCCUAAUGGGUCUUUAGCAGAUCUUGGUCCCCAUUCUGCACCUAUGGGACUCCCUGGGUCAAAUUUCCAAAGUGGCCUGCCUCUAUAUCAACCUGGAGGGAACUUGAAUUCUUGGGGCCCUACUCCACCUAAUGCAAAUGGUAGUGGAUUACCUAUGCCAAUGUAUUGGCAGGGAUUCUAUGGCACACCUAAUGUUCUUCCACAACUAUCGCAGCAGUCCUUGCUUCGGCCACCUAUUGGCAUGUCAAUUACUCCGUCUAUGCAACAGAUGCAAUUUCCUGCUUUCAAUUCAUUUUUACCAACAGCUGCAUCGAGCCUGCCCAGUUCUACUUUGCCUGAUCACCAUUCUUCGUUUAUUCCCAACAGCACAAGUUCUUCUAGUUUGCCCUCUAGCAGUUUGCCUGCUUCAACUUUGUCUUUGAAUAUGCCCCCUAUGCAACCUGCUUCUUUGGCAUCUGAAAUAAUGACCAAUCUGUUGCCAAACAAGGCUCCUGUGUCUGUCAUCCCUACAUCAAUGCUGAGCUCUAGCUUGCCAUCAUUGGCUCCAUUUUCAGUUCCUGAUAAUGCAGGAACAACUUCUAUUACUAGCAAGAACGUAGUACCUGGCCCAGCAGCUGUAACUGAGCAGACCAUAUCUCGGCCUGUAACAUCUAUUGCUGGGACAUCUAGUUUUGGUCUAAUAGAGACUCCACCGCCUUUAAUAACCCCAGGGCAUCUGUUACAGUCUGGACCAUCUACUGCUUCUGCACCUCAAUCUUUACAAAUAACACACAAGGAUGUGGAAGUAGUUCAAGUGUCAUCAAAGCCUGUGGCAGAACCGCCAGCUCCUGUAGCAACGGAAGCUCAACCACCUAUAUUACCUUUGCCACCAAAUGCUCGUGCGCACAAGCUAAAUGGUGGCCCUUAUUAUGCGCGCAACAAUUACAGAGGGCGUGGGGGAAGAGUAACUGGGAACCAGCGGCCAGUUAUGAAAUUUACUGAAGAUUUUGAUUUUAUGGCAAUGAAUGAAAAAUUCAAGAAGGAUGAAGUUUGGGGCCAUCUGGGAAAAAGUAAUAGGUCGCAAUCUAAGGAUAAAGAAGGACACGGUGAUGUCAGUGAUGAGGAAGAUAGAGAGGACGAGGAUGAUGUUGAAUUGCCUAAUGUUGAAGUCAAGCCUAUUUACAAUAAGGACGACUUCUUUGACUCCCUUUCUUCCAAUGCCCUGAACAAUGAUCCUAAUCAUGCAAGGACAAGAUACUCGGAGCAAAUAAAGUUAGACACACAGACAUUUGGAGAAUAUUCAAGGUAUCGAGUUGGUAGAGGAGGCCGGGGACCAUAUCGUGGUGGUGGUCGGUAUCGUGGGUCUUCCUAUGGAAGAGGAGGUUAUGGAUAUGUAAAUAGGGGACGUGGGCGCAACAUGCAGAGUCCAGCUUCCUAGUGACGAUCAGCAUAGAAACUUUUUUGUAAUGUUUGUAUUAUGAUUGUGAUUCCGGCAGCACUAAUUGGUCAGCGGUGGCGUCGACCUACCUCACCCACAUAUGUUGCUGCCUAUAACAGAACUGAAUCUUCACAACUCGUUUCUAUAGCUGCAACGCUGAGCGAGUUACCUCUGUACACCCUUUUGAUGAUUCACUUCUUCAAUCCCCCAUUUUCUUCAA
This is a messenger RNA of Salvia splendens (bonfire salvia), 2270 nucleotides long. RefSeq names its product protein decapping 5. Lineage: Eukaryota; Viridiplantae; Streptophyta; Magnoliopsida; Lamiales; Lamiaceae. The transcript has 8 exons. The record is from RefSeq and is a predicted model, not a curated record. Gene Ontology annotation, molecular function: mRNA binding. Bases 242 to 2050 code for a protein of 602 amino acids. Gene Ontology annotation, biological process: cytoplasmic stress granule assembly; P-body assembly. Gene Ontology annotation, cellular component: P-body.